Molecule: messenger RNA, 1218 nt
Organism: Huiozyma naganishii CBS 8797
Lineage: Eukaryota; Fungi; Ascomycota; Saccharomycetes; Saccharomycetales; Saccharomycetaceae
Exons: 1
Coding region: 1-1218 (405 amino acids)
Biological process (GO): regulation of peptide transport
Cellular component (GO): membrane
Source: RefSeq, a predicted model, not a curated record
AUGGCGAUCUCGACGUUCAGCAAGAACUGGACGCUUGGGCUGAUGAUGCUGGCGCUGGUGGUGCUUUUAUGGGUACUGUCCUCGUUUUUGAUAAAUAUAAUAUUCGAGUCUGGGUCUUAUAGGAAACCGUUCCUGAUCACAUACAUCAACACGGCAGCAUUCAUGUUCUACCUGGUACCGACAUGGCACAAUAUCAUAAGGAAUUACAACCAAACGGGCAAUUUCUAUAUCCACGAGGAGCUUCUCUUUCAAGAGGAGGGAACGACCGUUCACACAGCUGAGGAGGAAACCAAUGGGGGGAAUCCUGUCAGUGGCAGCGAGACGGGCGAUGAUAACACUGCAAGAAAUCUUUUAGUACGGAAGAACGACGUGGAACAUGAGGAGAAUGACGGGAAUCUACAGAGGCUGUCACUACCAGAAACGAUCAAACUGAGUGCACAGUUUUGCAUACUGUGGUUUCUAGCUAAUUUCGCUACUAAUGCUGCACUAGCAUACACAUCUGUCUCCUCGCAAACUAUACUGUCCUCGACUUCCUCCUUCUUCACUUUGUUCAUCGGGGCUCUUUGUAACGUCGAAUCAAUCAAUCGGUUGAAGCUUAUCGGAGCAGUAAUCUCGUUCGUUGGGAUCACACUGGUUACGAGAUCGGACUCGAACCAGAAAUACAAAAAAACGAUAGGGAUACUGGACGAUACAGAUGGGGAACACACAUUUUACGUGUUUAUCGGGAACCUACUGGCACUUGCCGGUGCUCUGUUUUACGGUGUGUACAGCACUUUGUUGAAGAAGAAAGUCGUCGAUGAGAACAGAAUAAAUAUGAAGAUAUUCUUUGGGUUUGUCGGUCUAUUUACAGUCUUGCUCCUUUGGCCAUCGCUACUGGUUCUAGACCAUCUAGGUUGGGAAACUUUUGAAUUGCCUAGAGAUCCACAAGUUAUCUUCAUUAUUUUACUGAACUGUGUGAUUACCUUCAUCAGCGAUUUUUGUUGGGCGAAAGCAAUGUUGCUGACAAGUCCGCUAACCGUCACUGUAGGAUUGAGCGUAACGAUACCCGUCGCUAUUUUUGGAGAUUUCAUAUUUCGGCAUAAGAAAAUGUCCUUCGUCUAUCUCAUUGGUGCAGUCUUUAUAUUGAGCUCUUUCUUCAUCAUAAGUAGGAGCUCAGAAGAGGAGCAUUUCGAAAGAGCCAUGAGCGAGGAGGAGGCUCUCGAGGGUGGGGCAGCGUAG